AUGAAGUCAGUGUUAGUUCUUUUGUCAGUUGCCGGAGUGUUGUCGCUGGAAGCGCCGCGAUGUGAUCCUGGUUUCGUUGCCAUACCGGCCAAUUUUGAAUCGUUCACUUGUGUGUCCAGGGGGCGGCUAGAGCGAAUGAAGCAAACAAAGUUUGUUACUGAUGCCGGAACGCGAUUCCUUCUCUGGACGCAACAGACCAAGGCUGGAGAACGUGAGGAGUUACGGUUAGACGAUCUAAAUGCGUUGAAAAAUACGACCUUCAAUGCGCGCAACCCGACGCGCAUCCUUAUCCACGGUUGGCUUAGUGAUUGGACGGUGGAAUCGGUUGAUGGAUUGGCGAAGGCGUAUAUCGCCAAAGGAGCGUAUAACGUUAUCGGAGUGGACUGGUCAGCGGCUGCAUCUACGAUAUUCUACCCUCUAGCGCGCAUGCAAGUUGGUGCCGUUGCUGAAACGGUGGCCAAACAGAUUUCCUUGUUCCUACGGGCAGGACAAAAACCCGCCCAGAUUGUGAUCAUUGGCCACAGCCUGGGGGCGCACGUAGCCGGGAUGACGGGGAAACAUUUCCCGAACAUUCCCAAACUGGCAGCCGUCGUUGGGCUAGACCCAGCUGGGCCCCUGUUCAGUGAAAACAGACCUUCUGAGCGUCUCGAUCUGCUGGAUGCGGAAUACGUCGAAGUGAUUCACACCAACCUGGGCUGGUUGGGCUAUCAUGCUGUACUUGGGCAGGCCGAUUUCUUUCCCAACGGAGGAUACUCUCAAGCUGGAUGUGUGACACACACCUGCGAUCAUCAGCGGUCCGUUGAGUACUUCCGAAUGUCGCUGGAGAGUACACAACCACUGUACGUUGGUCGACGUUGCGAAACAAAAUUGAUCAAUGAUGCCUGUGAUGGCGCCCUGGCAGUCAUGGGAAGUGAUCCCGACGAGCGGUUCAAGCUAAAGACAAGUGGUGUGUUCUAUCUUCAGAUUUCCAAUUAAGGUUCCGUUUCUGAAGGGUAAUGUUUGUCAUCAAACAGAAAAUGAGAGGGUACUUAAGAAUUGUAUCGCACAAUUAAACGCUUUAUCGACAUUUGUAUCGAACG
Messenger RNA from Anopheles coustani, 1079 nucleotides. RefSeq names its product lipase member H-like. The record is from RefSeq and is a predicted model, not a curated record. The transcript has a single exon. The coding region runs from base 1 to 975 and encodes 324 amino acids. Gene Ontology annotation, molecular function: lipase activity. Lineage: Eukaryota; Metazoa; Arthropoda; Insecta; Diptera; Culicidae. Gene Ontology annotation, biological process: lipid metabolic process.